UGGCAGUUGGCAUUCUGGUACGUGAGUCGUGAGUGUUCUGUGAGUUGCCGCCAUUUUACUUGUGAAGUGAAAGGGACGCGUUAACAUCGAGCAUCGAGCAUUAUUAUUUAUCCUGUAGCGUUUGUGUUUCAACUUAGGUUUUGGAGAUUUGUUAUAAUCGUGUAAUUACAAAAACAGAAAGAUAUGGGUAAAAAGAAGGUAGAAGUUACAGACAGUGAAAGCGAGGAGGAAUACUCUGUCGAAAGAAUUAUAGAUAGGAGAGUAGUAGAUGGAAAAGUAGAGUAUUUUCUCAAAUGGAAAGGUUAUUCAGAAGACGACAAUACCUGGGAGCCGGACGAUAAUCUAGAUUGUCCCGAACUCAUUGCGGAAUUCGAAAAGAAUCGCAGAGCUAAAUUAGCUGCAAAGGGCAAAGAUAAAAAAAGGAACCGAGACAAUUCGACUUCAUCAGUAGAUUCUGAUACAUCUGCAUCUAAGAAGAAAAAAUCCAAGGCUAAAUCCGAUUCAGAAGAUGAAUCCCAAUCAAAGAAGUCAAAAGUAGAUGACUCAGAUGAAGACAAGAAAUCUAAGAAAAAAUCUAAAGACUCAGACUCUGAAGAUGAGAAGAAGUCAAAAGCAAAAAAGGAAGGUGACUCAGAUGAUGACAAAAAGAAAAAGAAGAGAAGAGUUGGUCCACAAUCAAAGAAGGAUGUAAAAGACUCUGAUGAUUCAGAUGAUGAGGAUAAGGAAAAGGAAAAAGAAAAGAAGAAAAAGAGACGAAGUGGUCCAAAAUCUAAAACUGAAUCUGAUAAUUCAGAUGAUGAUGAAAAACAGAAGAAGAAAGGUAAAAGGGACUCAAAGAAAAAAGCAGACGAAUCUGAUGAUGAAGUCAAAAAAACAAAAAAAUCUGAUACAAAGGAGAGAAAAAGUGGCCCCAAAUCUAAAGAUAAAGAAAAGUCUGCAUUUGAAAAGGGAUUUGAUGCCGAAAAGAUUAUUGGUGCUUCUGAUACCACUGGUCAGCUGAUGUUCCUCAUGAAAUGGAAGGGCACUGAUGAAACUGAUUUGGUUUACGCCAAGGAGGCCAAUUCUAAAUGCCCUCAAGUUGUCAUCAAAUUUUAUGAAGAACGCAUUACUUGGCAUACUCCAGAUGACUCUUAAAAAUCUCAUUUUAUAUUUUAAACAAUCUAUUUGCCAAUUGUUGAAGAAGUAUUUUUUAAUUUUGUGAAUAAAUGGUAGGUGUAAAAGAAAAUUUGGACCACUGCAUGAUAUAUUUUUCGUUUUUAUAUACUUGAUAAUUUUUUUUAGUAAAAUAACUUUCAUUACAGAAAUUUGUACCAUUAAAUGUAUUUAAAACAAUGGUGUUGCUUUAUUUUAAUACCUAUGUUUUUAUUGAAAGAACUUCUAAGUAUUUUUAAAUUUGCUUUAAUAGUCCUAUA
Molecule: messenger RNA, 1412 nt
Organism: Psylliodes chrysocephalus
Lineage: Eukaryota; Metazoa; Arthropoda; Insecta; Coleoptera; Chrysomelidae
Source: the annotation of a GenBank genome assembly